Suncus etruscus (white-toothed pygmy shrew) is the source of this 3697-nucleotide messenger RNA. RefSeq names its product RIPOR family member 3 (gene RIPOR3). Lineage: Eukaryota; Metazoa; Chordata; Mammalia; Eulipotyphla; Soricidae. The record is from RefSeq and is a predicted model, not a curated record. Bases 27 to 2834 code for a protein of 935 amino acids. The transcript is spliced from 22 exons.
CCCAUUUCCUGCUUCAUGGUGCUGAUAUGUCUGUGAGGCUGCGCUUCCUGUCCUCGGGGGACGCUGCGGCCAUGGGGGCCGUAGGGGCCAUGGGUCGCAGUGCUUCCUUCGCUGGCUACAGCAGUGCCCAGAGCCGGAGGAUCUCGAACUCUGUGAGGGCACGGAUGUCCACAAAGUCAGCCAGGAUGUAUGGCACGCUGAGGAAGGGGGCAGUGUGCCCUGGCCCUAGGCCGCAACAAGUGAAGAAGAUCUUUGAAGCACUCAAGAGAGGCCUCCAGGAGCACCUGUGUGUACAGCAGGCCGAGCUAGAUUAUCUGUCAGGAUGUCACAAGGACACACACAGGAAUUCUAGACUGGCAUUCUAUUAUGACCUGGACAAGCAAACUCGCGCUGUGGACAGGCACAUCCGGAAGAUGGAAUUCCACAUCAGCAAGGUGGAUGAGCUCUAUGAGGGCUACUGUGUCCAGUGUCGCCUGCGGGACGGAGCCUGCAAUAUGCAACGAGCCUUCUCGGGACGCCCGCCCAGCCGUGCUUCCCGGGACAGUGUGCAGGAACUGGGCCGCAGCCUUCAGGAAUGUGCCGAGGAUAUGUGGCUCAUAGAGGGAGCCCUGGAGGUGCACCUGGGCGAGUUCCACAUCAGGAUGAAAGGCCUGGUGGGCUAUGCACGCCUCUGUCCUGGAGACCAGUACGAGGUGCUUAUGCGCCUGGGUCGCCAGCGCUGGAAGCUGAGGGGCCGGAUAGAGUCAGAUGACAGCCAGACCUGGGACGAAGAGGACAAGGCUUUUAUCCCCACCCUACAUGACAACCUGGAGAUUAAGGUGACUGAGCUUCGUGGUCUAAGCUCCCUGGCUGUGGGUGCUGUGACAUGCGACAUCACCGAGUUCUUCACAACCAGGCCACAGGUCAUCGUGGUGGACAUCACUGAAUUGGGCACUAUCAAGUUGCAGCUGGAGGUGCUGUGGAAUCCCCUGGAUGCUGAGAGCUGUCUAGUUUCACCUGGCUUGGCUAGCAAGUUCUCCAUGGGCAGCAGGAAGGGGUCCCUGUACAACUGGACGCCCCCCAGCACCCCUAGCUUCCGGGAAAGAUACUAUCUGUCUGUCCUGCAGCCGCUGCUGCCCCCGCCAGCCCUGCCCGGGACCAUCUCCCUCCGAAGCUCCCUGUCCUAUGGUGACCUUCGUGCCCCGAGUCAGGAGCUCCCUGAGAUGGACUCAUUCAGCUCCGAGGACCCGCGGGAUACUGAGACCAGCACGUCGGCAUCCACCUUGGACGUGGGCUUCAUGCCCUUGGUGGUGGGCCCUGACUCCUCCGCUGAACAGGGGGUCCUAGAUGAGCCCCUGCCACCAGGCCUCCUGCCGGAGAUUGGCGACCUGUCUGGAGGUCCCUGGGUGGAACAGCCUGGCUGGAGGAACCUGGGCUUUGGGUGCCCCCCAAUGCCAGGGGCCCCCCUGCUCCACCACCACCUGGUCUCAGGGACCCAGCAAGACCAGGAGGAGGCAGAAACGGGGGACACAGAGGACAAGCCCCAGGCAGUCCUCGAGGGGUCCCUGCAGGAGGUUCUGGAUUUACUGGGGACCCUGGAGCCUGCCCAGCCCCAGCUCCGGGAGCUACAGAAACAGGUUCUUGGCCUCAGGGAGCGGUGCAAGCCCCGGGUGGCCAGCCGUAAAGGCGCUUCUGCCGAGAGCCUGAUGGAGUGUCUCCUGGACAGUUCUGCUUUCCUGCUUGAUGACCUGGCCCUAUUUGGGCACACAUUCAUUCAAUUCUCCCCAUUCAGGAAGGACAGGACAGUGCCCCCAGAGUCAGCUCCGAGUAUGUCCAGGGAACUUCCGGCCGAAGUAUCUGAGCUGGACAUGCUGCUUGAGGUCCACCUGCAAGUGUGCAAGGCUCUGCUGCAGAAACUCGCCUCUCCCAACCUGUCGAGGAUGGUCCAGGAAUGCCUCCUGGAAGAGGCAGCCCAGCAGAAGCAGGUUCUGGAGACACUGUCAGGGAUGGAUUCUGAGAAGGCCUGCACAGCCACAGCCAUUGAGAAGAUCUUUCCUCAGGCCACACGGAGGAAGGGGUGCCUGAAGCUGUGGCGGGGCUGCACAGAGCAUGGUAGGGUCCUGGCCUGCCCUGCCCCAGUGCUGCUGAGCCAGCUGAAGAGAAUGUUUGUGCACAGAGUGCGAGGGAAGUACCCGGGACAGUUGGAAAUAGCAUGCCGCAGGCUGCUGGAGCAGGUGCUCAGCUGUGGGGGGCUACUGGUCACAGCUGGGCUCCCUGAAGAUCAGACAGUCACCUGGUUCCAGUUUCACAGCUACCUGCAGAGGCAGAGAGUCUCAGACCUGGAGAAACACUUUGCACAGCUCACCAAGGAAGUCACACUCGUGGAAGAGCUACAGUGUGCAGGGCAGGCGAAGGCCAUCAGGAAGCUGCGGGGCAAGCGGCUGGGCCAGCUCCAGCCCCUGCCCCAGACCCUUCGUGCCUGGGCGCUGCUCCAGCUGGACGGGACCCCGCAGACUUGCAGGACAGCCAGUGCCCGCCUCGCCAGCGCAGCUCGGAACAAGAGCUUUCGGGAAAAGGCUCUGCUCUUCUACACCGAUGCCCUGGCUGGGAAUGAACCACGGCUCCAGCAGGCGGCCUGCAUGGCACUGCAGCACCUUGGGGCCAUGGAAAGCAUCGAUCAGAUUGCCAGCCUGUGCUGGUCUGAGCUGGAAGACGUGCGCUCAGCGGCCCGGGAAGCCACACUGUCCUUUGGGGAAAAAGGACGCUUGGCUUUUGAGAAGAUGGACAGAAUCUGCUCGGAACAGAGAGAAGCUGCCCUGAGCCAGGAGCCAGACAUUGAAAUCACAGUAUUUUAAGAGACCCCAGUGGAUGCAUUAAGUUCUGGCUUCUUUGCUGCUGUCCAGCCAUACUGGCCAGGGCAGGGCCUGCUGUGUGUACUGCACCCCUGCACUCUGACACUGUGAGCUGCUGAACAAUGUUCAGGCUCCACACCUGUUGUAAGCCUUGAGUCUACAUGGGGCUCCUGCCCAGAGAGCAAAGGGGUGAGCCUGGUAAACUGAGGACUGCACAAUGGCACUGCACUCUUGGCGCUGGCAUUAGGGUGGCCUAGCCUUUCCCAGAGGCAGAGCCAGGGUAGUCAGUAGGCAGAGGGGUAAUGGCCAAGCAAGGAGAAGCCUGGCAUAAAGGCUCUGAGGUGAGGGUGCUGAACUGGCGGUCUCCCUGCAGGCAGAGGCAUGGCACUUCUAGUUUGUUAAAGACCAUCACAGGGUUGGAGAGAUGCUCUUGGGCUGAGUGUUAAGAUUCCCUAAGCAGAGCUUGUAGUAGCUCCCAAAGAGAAGUUGACAUUGGGGGCAAAGUGAUAGCACAGCAGGUAGGGAGUUUGUCUGCCUUGCACAUGGUCAACCUGAGUUCAACCUCCAGCAUCCAAUAUGGUCCCCUAAGCCUAUCAGGAACAAUUUCCGAGUGCAGAGCCAGAAGUAACCCCUGAGCACUAUUGAGUGUAACACAAAAACCAAGAGGCCAAGAUUGGGCCCAUGGUGAUGACUAGUUGGCUGGUCUUGCUCAGGUGAAUGCAGACAGACUGUGGGCAGGAGUGGUGGGAAGGCCAGCGCUGGGGCUGCUGGCUUACUCACAGCUGCAACAAGGCCAUGGUGAGCUGUGGGACCCCUCGUUUCAGCUAAUUAACAGCACUCAGGUGCUGCUAAUGAAAGGGCUCAUU